CCCGUCACUGCAGCCCGGAAUAGGAGUUUUCCUGAACGGCUGCAGAAGGUAGAAUGGAACGCCUUGUCAUCUUUGCCUCCUGUUUGUCCUAUUCGUGCAGUGGCUUGUUGCGAGUGGGUCCAGACCUGUCAGGCCCUGACCAGGAUUAUAUGAACGAAACAUGGGUCCUCCUUGAAACCUGUUCCUGGAGCUAUACUUUGAGGUACUCGCGAGACCUCCUGGUUUGUUGUGCUGCCCCUCAGGCCAUAGAGGCCCCGAUCUGCCAUCCUAAAGCAGGCUGAUAAGGGCGACUCCAUAUUUCAGCUCACACUCCCUCUUAACCCCCUAUUUCACAAAAAUUGAGUCCUGCUG
Molecule: messenger RNA, 351 nt
Organism: Pseudomassariella vexata
Lineage: Eukaryota; Fungi; Ascomycota; Sordariomycetes; Amphisphaeriales; Pseudomassariaceae
Exons: 1
Coding region: 54-281 (75 amino acids)
Source: RefSeq, a predicted model, not a curated record